Messenger RNA from Caenorhabditis remanei, 426 nucleotides. RefSeq lists its product as uncharacterized. The record is from RefSeq and is a predicted model, not a curated record. The transcript has 3 exons. NCBI's taxonomy places the organism in Eukaryota, Metazoa, Nematoda, Chromadorea, Rhabditida, Rhabditidae. The coding region runs from base 1 to 426 and encodes 141 amino acids.
AUGGCGCCGGCGCUCGGGGCCACAAAAUUCGGCCUUCUUCUUUUUAUUGCUGUGAUUUUCACGACGGCUACCAACGCUCUUCCGGAUAAACGACAAAGUUUGGAUAGGGAUGAGUAUGAAGAUGUCCCCGACCAACCAUUCCCUGGAAAAAUUGAAAUAAUGCCAAUAGUUCAACGUGACACCAAACACAGAGGAGUAUCAGAAGCCGUUCAAGAAAUCAUCCGAGAGCUGCCAAACGAUGAACAAUACGAAAGGAUCGGAAAAAUGCUGAACAACUCGUAUGACGCAUUGAAUAAAGAUGUUGCCGAGGGAAAAACUGCAAUCCGCCAAAAAAUGGUAAUGGCUGGGGAACGAACGAAUGCUGCAAUCAAGCACGCUGCUGUGAUCAUUGCUAUGAUGGGUAUUCCGAUAAUUGCUCUCAUUUAA